Messenger RNA from Cyphomyrmex costatus, 901 nucleotides. RefSeq names its product dynein light chain 90F (gene Dlc90F). NCBI's taxonomy places the organism in Eukaryota, Metazoa, Arthropoda, Insecta, Hymenoptera, Formicidae. Gene Ontology annotation, cellular component: cytoplasmic dynein complex; cytoplasm. Gene Ontology annotation, molecular function: dynein intermediate chain binding. The transcript is spliced from 3 exons. Gene Ontology annotation, biological process: microtubule-based movement. The record is from RefSeq and is a predicted model, not a curated record. The coding region runs from base 334 to 669 and encodes 111 amino acids.
GACUACGGCUGGCUAUAUUUACAGACGCGCGAAUGUCACCGCGAUAUUAUAGAAGAUAAUUUUAAUAAAACGAACGUAACGAGUGUCACGAUCAGCUCUUAUUGUUAGUACAAUACUCUUGCUGUUAAGGUGAAAAAUAAUAGCAGUCAAUAAGAGUGGAAAAUUGGAGCAAUCGAGUAUAGACUUUCCGAAAUUUCCAUUAUUGCGACAAACCAGAUUUCGCGGUUUUCCAUCUUAUAGCGUUAAACCUAACAAUCAUCCUUAAUUGAAUAAUAAACUUUGAAUUAUUACGGAAAUUGCUCUUGAUCCGAAGCAGUCUUGCGUUUGCCUGAGAUGGAGGAUGCGCAAGAAGAGUUGCAAUUUGUGGUAGACGAUGUGAGCAACAUUAUCAAGGAAGCGAUUGAAGUGUCAAUAGGUGGCAAUACUUAUCAGCAUAAUAAAGUUAAUCAAUGGACUUCGAACGUAGUAGAGGCUUGCUUGGGCAAUCUUACAAAAUUACAGAAGGCAUAUAAAUAUAUUGUAACUUGUACGAUCAUGCAGAAAAAUGGAGCUGGACUUCAUACUGCAAGUUCAUGUUACUGGGAUAAUGCUACUGAUGGCAGUUGCACAGUGCGUUGGGAAAACAAAACUAUGUAUUGUAUCGUAUCUGUUUUUGGAUUGGCUCUAUAAAUUUAUCUAUCUACGUAACAAAUCUUACGCUUGAAAGAAGUUCAAUAUUUUGGCUAUUUGAGAAAUUCAGUAAAUGCCAGACUUUCAAAAAUAAAAUGUUUUGUUCUCGUUAUUUGACAAAAUAUUUAAUAUUUUUGUAAAAGCUGCAGAAAUUAGAGAAAUAGCAGAGUACACAAAUGACUGCGCUUCAAAAUAGUUAUGCAAUGCAAUGAUUAAUAUAAAUAAAAUUGGA